Plodia interpunctella (Indianmeal moth) is the source of this 1371-nucleotide messenger RNA. RefSeq names its product lipase member H-B-like. The transcript has 8 exons. Gene Ontology annotation, molecular function: lipase activity. The coding region runs from base 252 to 1217 and encodes 321 amino acids. NCBI's taxonomy places the organism in Eukaryota, Metazoa, Arthropoda, Insecta, Lepidoptera, Pyralidae. The record is from RefSeq and is a predicted model, not a curated record. Gene Ontology annotation, biological process: lipid catabolic process.
UCCAUGAUACUGACAUUGUUUGAUAUUCUUAUCAUUUUAAAAUUAAAUAUUAAACUGACGUAAUUGUAUUUAAGGUGUGAUUAAAACAAAGAUAAAUUCAAAUAAACCGUCUGAAAAUCCAAAUUGAGAUAAUGUUUAUGAUCAACGAAAUGUGUCAUGGCUGCGACGAAAACUAAGGACAUAUUGAUAGCAGCCCCUAUAAAACCAUUUAACUAAAUGCACAUUAAAACAUUUCGCUUAAAAAAAGAAAGAUGGUUACCAAGUUCUCUUUCGUUUGUUUUUUAUUUGGCUAUGUAAUGAGUGACAAUGACGACAUUGCAAAAUUGAGAUUUUAUCAAAGAUCUUUAGAUGAAUUUAUUGAAUUACCAUUAGACAAAGCACAAGAAAUAGUAUCUAUGUCAUGGUAUGAUUCAGGAAAAACUACAGUGAUAUUUGCUCAUGGAUUUUCAGGAUUUCCAAAUGGUACCGCAGUAACUGUGGUCGUAAAUACCUUUUUGAAAGAUGGGCGAUAUAAUGUGGCCUUGUUGAACUGGCAAAAGCUGGCCGCUCCGGUGCUGCCCGGCGGUAUAGCCAACUCAUAUCUUAAUUGGGCAUUUCCUAACUCAAAAAAAUUAGGGGUUGAUUUUGCCGAAACACUUGUAAAUCUGUCAGCAGCUGGCAUCAAUCUGAACAAAACGCAUCUAGUGGGUCAUUCACUCGGCGCGCAUAUCUUCGGUAUCGCCGGUAACACAUUAAUGGACAAAGGAAUCUUAUUACCAUGGAUAACAGGACUAGAUCCCGCCACUGUCGGUUUUGAAAACAAACCUCCGGCGGCCAGGCUUAACCCGAAAUCUGCUAACUUUGUAUCAGUGAUCCACUCAGACCCAAGCAAGUAUGGGUACAAAAAAUCCCUAGGAACAGUCGAUUUCUGGCCUAAUUAUAGCCUCGGAACAGUUACACAACCUGGCUGUGAUAAGAAAAACUAUCCCACGUUUUCUCCAGAUGAUUUAUGCAAUCAUAAUCGUUGUUGGGAGAUAUUGGUGGACUCCGUGAUUCACCCUGGGACUAUCAUUGGAUGUCACGCGCAAAACUUUCGGAAAUGGAGGAAAUACACAGAGGAACAAAGACUAGCAGAUGUUUUGGAAGUAGGAGUUUUUGCGGAAGACCCUUUACCAGGAAACUACUAUUUCAUUACUAAUGCAGAGUCUCCAUAUGGACUUGGAGUGGAUGGGUUAUAACGAAGCAUAUCUUUUUACUAUAUGAUUAAGUACCUACAGAGUGUAUGAUUUUAAUAAAUAGUUAACAAAAUAGAAAGUGGUUGUGAUAAAGAAGUUAUUGGAAGCGAUAAUAAAAUUUAUGUCUAAUCGUCUAUAAAUUUAUUCUACUUACAUA